Molecule: messenger RNA, 3033 nt
Organism: Spizellomyces punctatus DAOM BR117
Lineage: Eukaryota; Fungi; Chytridiomycota; Chytridiomycetes; Spizellomycetales; Spizellomycetaceae
Exons: 2
Coding region: 781-2826 (681 amino acids)
Molecular function (GO): protein binding
Source: RefSeq, a predicted model, not a curated record
GCAACUUUAGUUCUUUUGAGGAUAUGGCCAUCAUCAUCACUCGACCUUCUGCGAUAGCAACAGAAUGUCACCUGCAACAAGAAAGGGGGGGAUGGAAUCGUUACCUGUCCCAAGUUGCCCCACUUGGCACACGUCCAUUCCAUCCUCAUCUUUAAAAAGACCAUUGGUGCACACCAUUCGUUGGGUGUGCAUUCAGUCCUGCAAAUUGUAGACUGGAUAACGGAGCAAUGGGAUAUUCUAGUUCAAGACAAAAGACAGGACCUUGGAUGCUACGUGCACUUGAAUGGUUCUGUAAGAGAGUCUUGGGAUAUUUUUGGUUCUCGAUUGUUUAUGUGGAAACUUGGGAGUUAUUCUCGUGACAAUUCUGCAUCGAGCUGAUACAGCCAGAUGUGCAGUCAUUCGGGAGAUGCACAAUUCAGCAUCAGCCGGCCCAUAGGAUAUGCCCACAAUGAAUAACAAUCAUGAUUAUAAAUCAUAAAACAAAAACAAUGUGGAAUGAAACCAUUCGAAUGUACAAAUGAGAGGCGCCCCCCGUGCGUGUUUUGGACUUUUAGUUAUUGUGUGGAGGAGGAGGAGAGUUUUGAUUCCGGCCAUUUCCCAACUGGAUUUCCAUUGUUCUUUUAUUCCAAGAUUGUUUUGUACGGAACGACGAACAAGGACGAUCAAGAGGAAAGAACUACGCAUACACACACACAGUACGCACCAACACACACAAAUCACACAACCCAAAAAAACAAACAUCCAACUUGCCAAUUCAUUUAAAUGCCGCUAUAAAAACAAAUGCCCAUCCACUUGCUCCUCCUCUUCCUCCACUUGCUAAUCCCGACAAGCUAUACCGCAACCACAAACCAAACCUGGGUAGUCACAUCCGAUAACGCCGUAUGGGGAAUCGGCGGACGAGAAGGCAACAUUUCUCCAAAUUGGAGUCCGAGCCAAUGGGGUGAUGUCAUUUUCUUUAACAAGUCGGUUGUGCGUGGGGAGGGGCGGAAUGUGGUGGUUUUGAAUCGGGAGGGGGUGUUUGCGCCGAAGCGGACGGCGCUUUGGGGGAGGGUUGGGCAUACGGCUGAUGCGGUUGGAGGUGGGAGGAUUUUGGUUUUGUUUGGAAAAUCCGGAAAUGGUACAUACGACCAAUUGGAUUACGUGGACCCCCAAACAGCCGUCCUCUUUCAAACGACCGAGAAACGCCUGCAAUAUAUUCAAACGACGGGUGACAUUCCUCCCGCACGAAGCCUGCACGUCUCCGCCUACGACGCAAUAAACGACCGUGUAUUCGUAUACGGUGGCGAACUACAACAAAACGCCAGCGGAAAUGCAAGACAAGAUUGGCAGACGGCGCAUACCGUUCACGUUCUAUCCUGCCAGACAUGGACAUGGAGUAAAGUUGUACCGCCAUUAGGAUUAAGAACGCAAAUGAGUACUCCCGUCGUGGGAGCCACUGCUGUCCUCAUGAACGGAUCCUUUAUAGUGUGUUUUGGUAAACCGACGCCUAAUCCAUGUUUAGAGUUUCAAACCGGGAAUUUAACGUGGGCGGUACCCAUGAGCAAUGGGUCGAUACCCUCACCGCGUAUUGGGGCAUCGUUGACGCAAUUGGGAACAAGUAACUUGGCGUACCUGUUUGGAGGAUACGACGCCGCAAACCAAAAAUAUUUAGACGAUUUAUGGAGGUUGGAAAUGUAUGAGGGGCAAUUGCAAUGGGUUCCUCAACCGCAUCCUGAUAACCAGCCUGGACCUACACCACGAGCCUUCCACGCCGCAGUGGACCUCAUGGGCCGAUUAGGAAUUUACGGAGGCCAGAGUUCGACGCCAUUGGAUCAGACGCUGUUUUUGUUUUCGCAGGGGGUUUGGAAUGAGGGGACUGUGCAGCGGGUUGCGGCGGGACGACCUCAGGGACCGACGCUUCCGACGCCGGAUACGGAGCAACCAAGUGUUCCUAGGACGCAAUCGCGGUUACCGAUGAUUGUAGGGUUGACGGCGGGGGGUUUGUUGACGUUUAUUGGGGCGGCUGUUGUUGUGCGGAGGCGGACGAGGGCGAGUGGUGGACAGAGAGGGUUGUUUUUGAGGGCUGUUUCAAAUCGGAUUCGGAAUGCGGGUCAGAGUGGGAACGCCGGUGGAGAUGUGAGUGGGGAUGGGAGUGUGACUACGCGUGAGGAGGACGGGAGUGCGAAUGCAAACAUAAAGAAUAGCAAUUUGACGAGUACGAACAAGAAUGCGAGUGUGCUGGAGAAUGGGGAGGUCAAGAGCGGUCCACCCCCUCUGGCUCCCAUUCCCUCCGGCCAUCCUUUUUCACCCAAUAUCCCACCCAAUUUCCCACCGACUGUCGCAUCCAAUGUCGUACCGAGCAUCCCAUCACCCGCACACGUCCCAUCCCUCUUGUCUCUCAUCCCCCUUCACAUCUUACCCUCCACACCGACCUCCCACACCCGCUCACCCAGCACCCGCUCACCCAGCACCCGCCCUUCAAGCACCCGCUCAUCAAGCCCACACUCGCCAAGCCCACGCUCGUCAAGGACAUCCAUGUACUCUAUGCAUACAUUGGGAGCCUAUGAUGAUGCGUUUGAAGCGUGGGCACGACGACAGUCUGGUGUCGAGUCCCAUGAUAAUGUCGACCACGAUAGUGUCGAUCGACAUCAUGUCGACCGCAUUCAUGACGAUGAUGACCAUGAGGAUCACCAUGUAGAUAUACCCACUUUUACAGACCACCCGGACACGGACCCAAUAGUCAUGACUAGAGGCUCUCCAAGUCGUCUUUCGUUUGAAACGGGUGGAACGGGGGGGACCUUGGGUGCCUAUGAUGAUGCAUUUGAGGCAUGGGCGUUUGGGGAUUAAAAACAUUCUUUUUGUAUAUUGUUGAAAUUUGUUUUUUUCUUUUUUUUGGGGAUUGUGUAUUUUUAUAAAGGAUUUUUUUUUUUUUUUUUCAUGUGUGGGUGUUUUACUUUCUGAAAUGAUUGUUAUCGUGUGUGUGUGUGUAUGUGUGUUUUAUUUUUUUUUGUUGGAUAGAUGGUGAUUGUUGAGGGUUAAAUAGUAUCUAUCAGG